Molecule: messenger RNA, 375 nt
Organism: Microthlaspi erraticum
Lineage: Eukaryota; Viridiplantae; Streptophyta; Magnoliopsida; Brassicales; Brassicaceae
Source: the annotation of a GenBank genome assembly
AUGGGGAAGAAGAAGUUGAAGGUUGAGGAGUCGAUACCUGAGAUGUUUCAGCAGACGGCGAGGAAGAGGCGGAGUGAAGGUCGGAGCUCGGGUUUGUUGCCGGCAGAACUGAUGGAGCUGUGGAGAGAGUUGUAUGGGGGGGGGCCAAUUCGUGAUGCGUUGAGUUUCCCGAGCAGCUUCCGGUACGGCGAGUCAAGAUUUAGAACCGGCGUGGGCAAUCGAUUGAUGAGGUACACUGCAACGGCAAAUGCAUAUAUGGCCAAUAACGUUUCGGAACCAAGGCUGUGGACAUUAAAGUCAUCCCCAUCUCAACUAUAUGACGAUGUUUUCUUUCUGAAAUGCUGUUGUGCUCAGGAGUGUAUGGUGGUGACGUGA